GGACCUUUGAACCGGUACUGAUUCCCCCUAACAAGCUACGGAAAUACGUCAUCACUCUGACACAGCUAGCGGACAAUGGUUCAGAUAAUCAUAAGAGGCAGUGCGGAUGGCAGCAGUCCUCCAGAAUGGCUGCUGGUGGAACUGCAGGGAGAGAUGAUGUCCAGACAGAACUCUGUUCUGGCAGGAAAUGUGAUGGGAGACCUUCUCUACACCAAAGAGGGGGUGCCAGUGCUGAUUGUAGGACAUCAUAUUCUGUAUGGGAAGCAGGUCAAACUGGAGAAAUGCUUUGCUGUCCUCACCAAGCAUUCCGACCAUUUGCAGGUUACUCUGGGCAGCCAUGACAAUGACAGUAACAAGGAUGAUGUCAUACAGGCACCCAUGGAAACGGACCAACAAGGGUCCACCUCCAAGUCUUACUGUGUGUCUGCCCUCAUCAAACAGAAGCUAAUCUUUAAGACGCGUCCAAAACCCAUCAUCACUAAUGUACCCAAGAAGGUAUAGUGUGACCAUGUUUUCUCAUAUGGUCAGAGGUCUUGUGUGAUGGUAACUAGUGCUCCAUCUGACAUUUAGAGUAUUGGACUUUUUUUUUUUUUUUUUUCACAGUAUAAUUCAGUUUGUGUCAUCCAACUCUGAUAUGAUGCAGUUUGAUUUUACAUUUUGUUGUACAAUUGAUCAAUACUACACCUUUUUAUAGAGAGACUUUAAUGAGGCUCCCCACAAGUAUGAAUGAAUGUUGUAUUGUUUUUCUGAGAUUCUUAGACAAACAGUCCCAUGACCAUCUAAAUGCUUUUUCAAAGGCUCUUGCACACUGACAAAUAUCACAUUCUAAACGGAUUACUAAAUAAUUAGUAAUAAUAAUAAGUCUUUUUUUGCAAAAGAAUUUUGGAGAUCAGGACAGAAUAACCUUAUAUACGACAAUAAAUGCGAUGUGUAGAAUUAUCUUCGGUUGCCACUGAGACAUGUCUAUGUUAUUGGUGUAUAUAACUUAACAUGAACCAUAAACUGUUUUAAAGUUUUGAGGAAAGGUUGUAUAGUAUGGAACAUAAGUUGCAGGUGUUUAGAGUUGGGUAACAAGUCCCAAAAGGUUUGCAAAAUUUGUUCAUUUUCCAUACACAUUCAUGUUUGUCCGUAUUUUUUGGAGAUGUUGCAGCAAUGUUCUCUCAGAUUUAAUCAUCAAAUGGAGCCCGUAUAGCUGAAUUGACAGUACUUGUUGCUCAUUUUCUAUUGCAAAACAUAAUCUUGACAACUGACUAAAAUGUGUCGGUUUGGUCGAAAAAAGGCAUCUAGAAAUUUUAGAUUGAGGAACCUAUGACUGCCGUAAACAACUGAUAACUACUGAUAAAUAGCAUCCAAACCUAUUUUACUCUCUAAAAGACAUUCUCUGAUAGUUCACCAAAUUUGUACUAAUCUUCAUUAAAAGGGUACUCCAGUGCUUUACUGUCAUAGUUUCAUAAAAUAGGGGGACAAAAUUAAAAAUUGAAGCAGCAGAGGCUGAAAUAAACUGACUUUGAGGUCCUAGUUUGGGUCAAGCUCCAAAAAGACUGUGUCUCACACUUCCCAUAAUGAAACUUGAUGGCAUCUCUCAUUGGACCUUUUUUCAAACCCCACGAUUCCAGUUUGUAAUGUGGGAUUUUAGGGCUUAUUUUCUCAAAUGCUAUGGCUCAGGAGUUUAGCAUUAGACAAAAAUCUCCAGGAAAUGGUCAUGUGAAAUGAAGUUGCACACCUUAAAUUCAAAGGCCAGUUACCCCUGCAGGGAUCCAUCUCAACAUUCAUAAAUUUAAGACACUAUUGAAUCAGUUUGUUCAGCCACCAAGGCCCUGUUCAUACCUGGCAUUAACAUGCGUCUUGGAUAAUCUGAUGACAAGUAGACAGCUGUAAUUACGUUAUUUUACACCUUGCAUUAGAUUACAUCUUGACAUGCAUCUCAAGUGACCGCUUGUGAUUGGUCCAAAUGGUCCAAAAUAUUUUUUAAAUUUUCACAUGUCAUGGACAAAGCCAGCUUACACGACUGACAUUACCUACGCGUGCUUUCGCAGAGGAUGUCAGCUGAGUAGGUGAUCCUUCAGUGUGACUCAGGACACAUUUGUGCACACACUGCUAAAAGAAUUUGGCCGUAUGCGGCCCAGACCAACUCUGAAUGUGGUCUGAUUAAUCGGAUCUCAGUGUGUCCUCAAUGUGUCUUUGAUGUAUUCACAUCUCUACUUAGAGCUGUCCACAUGUGAUCGGCUAAGCCAAGAUGCAUGUUAAGGUCAGAUAUGAACAGGGUCCAAGUGAGUCCCUCAUAUGUAUAGAUGACAGAGAUCUGCUCACACCAAUGAGAGUAGAAGAGUAAAUGUUUUAGUGGGCGGGAUGAAUAAGGUGGUUCUGCUGCUUCCCAACAACACUCUCAGUGUGGUAAAUAUACUGUAGCAUUGUGAAGAGAUGAACAGGGAUAUACAGUACAUAAGCUGCAGUGUGGACCACGCUCCCUCCAACUCUUAAUGAGGUUUGGACAAACAGUUUACUAUUAGUUAAGUCCUAUAAUAAUCUCAGUGCUGUCUUGUCCUGGCACUAAACAAUAUCUGAGGAUUCAUACUGAAUGAAUGUCAGUGUUUUGGCGUAUAAAAGGAAGAAUAUUAAGCUGAAUAUUUACUACCUUCAAAUAAGACCAAAAAACAUGAGGAUACAGAAUUGUUUAUAUGGUCACAAUCAAUGUGAUGCUAUAAUAAAGCAGCACAGCACAGUUACAUUAAGAAUUAAAAAAGUGACUACAGAAAGAAUAUGAUAAGGUAGGAGUAAAAAAGUACAGAAAAAAGCCAUCCUCAUAGAGCAUGGUGAAUGAAUGGUGACUUCAGCACAUCCCCCUCCCCCAGACCCCUAAUUUUAAGCAUACUGUACCAUGUGAUGGUCCAAAUUGAGGCUCAAGUUAAAACUUUGACUGGAUGGUGGUGCUUAAUAAUCCUACAGGAGAUCAGCAUGAGAACAAAUCUGGGGACGAUUCUAUCCAUUCUCUCUCUCUCUCUCUCUCUCUCUCUCUCUGCAUUACCUCUGUAUCUCCGUUCUAACUGUUGAGUGAAGGCAAUAUGGAGGAAAAAAACAAAAAUUGGGUAAAUAUCUGGCAACAUGAGAAGAGAUGAUAAUUUUGAACUGCGUGUAAAAGUAUGAUUUUGCUCUUGAAGGCCUUGAAUAAAAGAACUCUGCAAUCAUA
This is a messenger RNA of Xiphias gladius (swordfish), 3187 nucleotides long. RefSeq names its product CTF8, chromosome transmission fidelity factor 8 homolog (S. cerevisiae) (gene chtf8). Gene Ontology annotation, cellular component: Ctf18 RFC-like complex. The transcript has 4 exons. The record is from RefSeq and is a predicted model, not a curated record. Gene Ontology annotation, biological process: mitotic sister chromatid cohesion. Lineage: Eukaryota; Metazoa; Chordata; Actinopteri; Istiophoriformes; Xiphiidae. Bases 76 to 501 code for a protein of 141 amino acids.